Messenger RNA from Pyricularia grisea, 1188 nucleotides. RefSeq lists its product as uncharacterized. The transcript has a single exon. Lineage: Eukaryota; Fungi; Ascomycota; Sordariomycetes; Magnaporthales; Pyriculariaceae. Bases 1 to 1188 code for a protein of 395 amino acids. The record is from RefSeq and is a predicted model, not a curated record.
AUGCUCGAUACGGUAAUCCAACUCGGCCCAAACGGCGUCAAGGACGGGGAGUUGUGCACAUUGCUCCGCGCGCAUACCGUUGCGGCAGAGCAGUCAAAAAGCCGCCAUAAUAGCAAACUUAUCACUCGCGCCGAGGAUGCCGUAGCCUCCGACCCUGAAGUGCUGACCAGAGACGAACACGGCAAUACUUGGCUCGCCAUUGGCGAUGAUCGAUGGUCGGCCGGUCGAUUCGAGGCCGUCACCAUCGCCGACUUGCGCGAGCGCGCCAAGCAAGCCCGCGCAGCGACUUCCCCUUCCGCAAGUGCACCCCGUUUGCGAAUUUGGGUCUUCGGCGGGGCGUCCAUCGCCACCGACAUUGGUACCCUACAGGCCACCGCCGGGGACAAUGCACUGUUCCAGGUCGCUUCGCAGUUCAACUGUCUGGAAUCACCAGCCGCGGCACAGCUAGCUCCCGUGCGCCACUACGUCCACGACAACACGCAGGGUCCGCGGGCCGCGGUGGGCGCUUUCCCCGCCGCGCUGCUGCGCCACUACCGCGCACCUGGUCCAGACGGGAAGCCGUUUAUCCAGACGACCGACGGCAUGCAGCUCGAUCUGCUUGACCAGGCGAUCAACCCGUCGCUCGGGGGCCGGCGCAAUGGAUACUUUGAUGGCAGCCGGGCGCGCGACAUCGCCGCCAUCGUCGACGCGCUGCGUAACAACCAAGACGGGAUCAAGGUCGGCCUGCAGAUGGAGGCAGAGGUGGUACUAGGUGCGAAUUGGUACGGCGCCGUGGAGGGCCGGCCGCGCAUCGCGCAGGUCUUCACCUCGACCGUAGCGGGCGGCUUUUACGGUGGCGAGCGAGCAUUUGGGAGCAGCUUCCCAUCCGUCUGUGCGAUACUGCUCCGCGCCGCUUACCGCGGUACUCUGCUCGCUGCGGCGGCGGGUAGGCGGCGAAAGGUGGUGCUGACGCUGAUUGGGGGUGGCGUCUUUGCGAACGACCUGGCGGUCAUUUGGACGGCUAUCACCGAAGCCUUGGAGCAUGUGGAGCCUUUGCUGAGUGGCGAUAUGGAUGUGUUUGUGAAUGUGCGGGACUUGCGGGACUUAACACGCGCGCUGCAUGUCGACGAGCCCCUCAGGACGGUGCGACGGUGGGGAGGCGCUGUGAUUCGGUUUGAGCAACAUGGUCAAGUUCUUGUUGAGCGUUGA